AUACUUGUAAUACGAAUCCAUAUUUAAGUAUUAUAUUAUUUAUCUGUUAUUCAUGUUCAGAGUCUGUACUGACUUUUACUUAACUUACUUCUGACUCUCACUCCUUAUCUAAUAAUUUAGUGCAUUUUCUGGUGAUAAUCACUUGAGACUAAUAUAUUAAUUCACAUUUAUAUUUGUGAUUAAAUAUCCAAAGUUUUUUCGUAAACACAUUAACGAUUGAUUAAAUUAAUUACGCGAUUAAUUGAUUGUCAAUACAAUCAUGACUUCACUUAUGAACAAAAUGUUUAAAAGGAAAAAUUCCUUAAAGUCACCUCAAAGUCCAGAACCAGAAGCAGAUAUGGCGAACACCUGUUACCCGAAGAUCGGAAAGCCUGCCCCAGACUUCAAGGGAACCGCUGUAGUGGACGGACAGUUCAAAGACAUCGCUCUGAGUGACUAUCGCGGCAAAUAUCUCGUCCUCUUCUUCUAUCCCCUCGAUUUUACGUUUGUGUGUCCGACAGAAAUCAUAUCAUUCAGCGACCGAUCGGACGACUUCCGCAAAAUCGGCUGCGAGAUCGUCGCCUGUUCGGCCGACAGUCACUUCAGUCACUUGGCCUGGACAAACACACCCCGAAAGGAGGGCGGUUUGGGCGCAAUGAAGAUCCCGUUGUUGGCGGACAAGUCGGCGAAGAUCUCUCAGGACUACGGCGUGUAUUUGGAAGACGCGGGCAUUCCGUUGAGAGGACUCUUCAUUAUCGACGAUAAGCAGAAUUUGCGUCAAAUCACGAUCAAUGACCUGCCCGUCGGUCGCAAUGUUGAUGAGGUUCUGCGUUUGGUUCAGGCGUUUCAGUUCACUGACGUUCACGGGGAGGUGUGUCCGGCCGGUUGGAGACCCGGCGCCGACACCAUUAAGCCCGAAGUGAAGGCCAGCAAAGAGUUCUUUAACAAACAGUAGACACCAAAUACAUAACCAAUCAUUUGAUUUGUUUGCGGAUCUUCUUCUUGAGCACAAUCUUUGUGAUUAGAAAUUGUUUUUAAUGUUUUUUAUUAAUCCUUUGUUUUUCUAUAAAAUUAUGUCUGGAAUUGUAUUUUGAAAUAACUGUUAACCACUUAAUCAACGAUUAGUUUUUAAAUUACAAUAUAUUCUGUAACUCUAUUUCUGCUAAUAAAAUAUGUGAACGCUUUUAGUGCUCUUUUAAA
Oppiella nova is the source of this 1179-nucleotide messenger RNA. The record is from the annotation of a GenBank genome assembly. Lineage: Eukaryota; Metazoa; Arthropoda; Arachnida; Sarcoptiformes; Oppiidae.